AUGAGGCUGGCACAAGGCUGUAACACGACCUGGGCGGUAUCAGCAGCAGCAGCAGCAGCAGCAACAGCAACAGCCGAAGCAGCAGCGGCAGCGGCAGCACUGCCAAGUCUAGCAUGCUGCGGUGGCAGAGUGGUGGCAGUGGCACCCGUCUCGGUAGCGAGCAUUCGCUUUCGCAUUAAUACCGCUCGCUUGACUUCCCUUGCUACUUUUCUUCCUUCUCUCCUCUCCUUCCUUUCUCCCCUCUCCGUCCUUCCUUCCUCUCUCCCCUCCCCUCCCUCCCCUCUCCUUCCUUGCUCUCCUCAAUUCCUUCCCUUCCGCCCUCGGCUACGCCUGCCGCCUUCCUGUCUCUGUCUUGGUCCCUUCCUGCUUGAUCCGGCGAGUGUCGAGCACAGACCACCCCGAUCACCGUCGAGGAGGGAAUUGGCCGCCUCCGCCUCUCACCUCCUUCUCGCCUCUCAUCUCUUUCUCGCCCCUCACCUCGUCAUCGCCCCAUCGUCGUGCGUGCGUCCAACCGAUCCGACACGCAUCGCAGCCGGCGUCGUUUUCGGCCUCGGCCUCGGCUUCGGCUUCGGCAUCCCGCCUGUCAGCGCCACCUCGGAAGAGCCGCCGCGGCCACUCCCAUCGCUGUCGCCGCCGCUAGCGCCGCCGCCGGCGCGUGGCCCCAUCGCUCCCAGCAGCAGCAGCGCACCCAGCCAUCUCCGCUCCUCGACCAAGCACCCCACAUUCUCAACGUCAUCACCGUCGACGGCCUUUGAGCAGCAGCAGCAGCAGCAGCAGCAGCAGCAGCACCCGCGCGCUCCCAUGGAGGAGCCCAACGACCUGGCCGCUCAGCAUGAGGCGGCCAAGGACUACCAGCCCGCUCUCGAGGGUCCCCCGGUAGGCGAGAAGACGACCAGCGACGCCAUCACGCACGAGUAUGCCAAGGCGGAUCCCGUCUACGUCGAGAAGACGGUGGCGCUGCCACAGACGUACUCGCACUACCGGCCCAUCCAGGGCGACGGCAACUGCGGCUGGCGAGGUGCGUACUCAUCCGAGCCGUCGCCGUCGGCGGAGCUCGCGUCCGAAGCCUAG
This is a messenger RNA of Drechmeria coniospora, 1071 nucleotides long. RefSeq lists its product as uncharacterized. Lineage: Eukaryota; Fungi; Ascomycota; Sordariomycetes; Hypocreales; Ophiocordycipitaceae. The transcript is spliced from 4 exons. The coding region runs from base 1 to 1071 and encodes 356 amino acids. The record is from RefSeq and is a predicted model, not a curated record.